AUACAUAAAUCUUACAAACAUCCAUGGGUAUGUUUCACAGUUUUUAGUAAAAAGAAAAAAAAAUUCAUUGCCAAUGUUCAAAAAAUGAUAAAAACGAACAAUCCUAAACCCUUCAAAACUUUGUAGCAACUUUUCUUAAUCAAUCAAGGACUAAUAUAAUGAAUCUUCUAUAACUUUGACCUCAUAUUCGAAAACUGCUUCCUAAAAAGUCAGUAAGCAGUAAUUAGACAAAAACAAUAUUAUACCGCAUCCAUUUAACAUUAUCAUCCAGUAUUGAAUCAAUUUCCAUCAUAUCACAACAAGGUCAUAGAGGGUAUCUUGAAUAAUGCAUUACGUAAGCACCCAGCUCAUUCGAAUUUCCGAGUACGAUUUAAGUCGGACGUACUCAUUGUCUUUAAAAUAUUCGUCAUCGUUCAUAUAAAUUCCCAGCUAGUAUAAUAUUCCUGUAUUGUGUAAGCAGCUAUCAUUGGGAUAAGUCAGCAGUCGACUUACUGGAGAGAACAUUCUGCAGAAAGAGGCCAUGGAGUUCAAGCCUUUCGAUGUCAAAAGCUUAUGGAAAAGAGCGAAUCAGCCAAACUUUUCAAGCCUUGUUUGGGAAGAGUACUUUUUUAUUACCAAUAGACAAGAGCCACAUACCUGGAAAGCUUUUGCAAUCCUAGAAAAUAGUGAUAAGAACCGCAGCAACUACAUUCCAUGUUGGGAUAAAACUCGGGUGAAGUUAUCUCAGAAUGGGGUUCCAUCGAGUUACAUUCACGCCAACUAUGUGAAUGGAUUCAAAGACAAGAAGAAAUUUAUCUGUACCCAAGGACCCAUGGCUCAUACAGUUAAAGACUUUUGGAAAAUGGUGUGGAUUAAUAAUUGUCAUCUCAUAGUCGUGCUGAUAAAUACAACUUAUAAUGAUAAGGACAAUUACUAUCAGUACUGGAAUCUUCGAGAAAGUGGUCAAGUGCAAACCGGACGUUACAAAAUCAAAACAUUGAAAAUAAAUGAAUUUUCUACUUUUAUCAUGACAGUGUUAAAAUUAACUGAUGAGCGAACUGGAACAUCACGUAAUGUCUGCCAUUUUUUGUACACAAAAUGGCCGGAAAAUGACUUUCCUGACGUAAAAGAGUUUUACAUGUUUGUACUACAAGUGAACAAAGCACUUCUAAAAAUUAGACUGAUAGCAUCAUCUUCUCAUCAAACUCCACCGGGUCCUGUUGUCGUGCAUUGUAGUACAGGAAUUGGACGCACUGGAACUUUCUGCGCGAUAGACAAUGCUGUGAUAAAAUUAGUGGAAACUGAACAAGUGUCUUUACCUCAAAUUGUAACAGAGAUCCGGCAGCAAAGACACUCAAGCGUUAUUAUUCCCGAGCAAUAUUUUUUUUGCUAUCGUGUGCUGAUACAUUUGGUAUCAAUAAUGGUUAAGAAAGAAGUUGUGCCAAAAUAGAAACCAC
Messenger RNA from Microplitis mediator, 1436 nucleotides. RefSeq names its product tyrosine-protein phosphatase non-receptor type 9-like. NCBI's taxonomy places the organism in Eukaryota, Metazoa, Arthropoda, Insecta, Hymenoptera, Braconidae. The record is from RefSeq and is a predicted model, not a curated record. Gene Ontology annotation, molecular function: protein tyrosine phosphatase activity. Gene Ontology annotation, biological process: protein dephosphorylation. Bases 521 to 1429 code for a protein of 302 amino acids. The transcript has a single exon.